ACAAACUGAUAAAAGUAGUAGUUUUCAGUACUUGUAUAACAUUUUUUAUUGAAUGUUUUAAUAUCGCCGGUAACUGUUAUUUUGUUAAUAUCUAAAACGUAUUUUAUCCUAAUCCUAAUUGAAAUUCAUCGCUCUACUCACUCUAUUAUCGCAGAUACUUACGUAAAAGAAUCAGAAAAAAGAAAAAGAAAUGUUCCAAAUCGUACAUUGUUUAAAAUACAUAGCAAGAAACCAAAUCCAGACAAAAUUUAAACUACAUAAUUUCACAAAAAUUUCUUCACUUUCACACAGGUCUUAUGCUAUCAAUAAAUUUUAUAAAACUACUUCUAUUAUUGAAAAUAGUGAUUCAUAUGGAGUAUUACUUGACAAUAGCAAAUUAAAAACACCAUUAGGUAAAGAACUUGUAAUAAAUAAUAAAGCUUUGGCUCUUGCUGUUGCCGAAGAAUGGGAUAUGCAGCAAGAACAUAUAAAAACAGAUCCUAUGCACUUGACAAAGUUAUGUUUUUUGGCAGUUGACAAUCCUAGUGAUCUUUCAGAACAUGAAGUGGUACAACAAAUAUUGUCAUACCUAGAAACUGACACAGUCUUCUUUAUUUCUGAUACUGAUAACGAGCUAGAAAAAUUAUUAAUGGAAAAAUGGAUGCCACUAAUUCAGAAGUUUAAUGGAUAUUUUGAAACCAAUUUAAAACCAUCCAAAGGUAUUUCUGUUGAAUGUCUUGAUGCGCAUACUAAGGCAUUAGUUGAAAAAUAUUUUUUAUCGCUCGGAUUCCCUGCUCUUCAUGGUGUUUUACAUGCUGUUGAAACUUUAAAAUCAUUAGUACUUACUACAUGUUGCUUACAUCAAGAUAUUUCUGUAAAGGAUGCUGUUCUAUUAUCUAAGAUGGAAGAAGAAUAUCAGUGUAUGAAAUGGGGACGCGUGGAUUGGAUUAAAGAUUAUAUGGACAACGACUCAGUAAUCAGAUUAUCAGCUGCUAUGUUAUUUAUUUAUUAUACACUCAAUCCUAAAUACAAACCAUUAGCUAAGCAGGAUAAUUAUACUCAAACACAGCAGUCUUUAAAACAAUAACUAAUAAACCAUGUAAGAAUAAUUUAAUAAAAAAUAGAAAAUAUCCUUAGAA
Messenger RNA from Rhopalosiphum padi (bird cherry-oat aphid), 1118 nucleotides. RefSeq names its product ATP synthase mitochondrial F1 complex assembly factor 2. Bases 191 to 1066 code for a protein of 291 amino acids. Gene Ontology annotation, biological process: mitochondrial proton-transporting ATP synthase complex assembly. The record is from RefSeq and is a predicted model, not a curated record. Lineage: Eukaryota; Metazoa; Arthropoda; Insecta; Hemiptera; Aphididae. Gene Ontology annotation, cellular component: mitochondrion. The transcript has 7 exons.